This is a messenger RNA of Cylicocyclus nassatus, 624 nucleotides long. The record is from the annotation of a GenBank genome assembly. NCBI's taxonomy places the organism in Eukaryota, Metazoa, Nematoda, Chromadorea, Rhabditida, Strongylidae.
AUGAUAAUACUGCUGCUGUCAUUUACGGGUAUUGUAGUUGCACAGAAUUAUGUAACUGUCAAAACGUCUUAUGGUAUUGUACAAGGUCGUACGGUAGAUUACGGAAACGAUAGAAGUCAACUUUACUAUGGACGAGCUGAUAUUUUCCUUGGUGUACCCUAUGCCCGAGCACCAAUUGGAGAUUUGCGAUUCAAGAGGGCCGUAGAUUGCGCUCCAUACAAUCAAAUCUACGACGCGACCUACUACAGGCCCAAAUGUCCGCAGUUGUAUGCUGGAGACUAUGUGAAUGAGGAUUGCCUGUAUCUGAAUAUAUUUACACCUAAGGCUGGCGCUCAACCCGGAGCCGCAGUUAUGGUGUUCAUCGACGGUGCCAAUGGUUUUGGGCAAGGUGGCUGGGAUUCGACGACUCAGAAAGGAAUGGUGCGAAAUCUCGUAUCUCGCGGUGUUGUCUGUGUAACACUACAAUACCGGCUAGGAGCCCUAGAGCGUCAAGGUGUACCAUUAAGAUUGCAUUUUCGUGGCCGCUCGCAGGUAAAGGAAUUCAGGACCUUGUAUGGGUUUGAGGAUAAGGCUUGUACUAUAGUACUAGAUUACAUGCUGACCAUUGGCAAAUUGGCGAGUUAG